UGUUAAUUAGUUUCGAACAAUAUUUUUUUAUUUAGGAUCAUUUGGAAGUUUGCCUCAAGUUCCCGAUCGAUUGUAUCUUAUGCUGUGGGAAAGAGACCAUACCACGUGACAUGAUGGAAGAGCACGUGACUACAGAAUGCCCCAAGGCGGAAGUGAUUUGCCCUUUUACUCUUCACGGUUGUAAUUUCAAAGGAAAGAAGGAUACACUUGAUGAGCACAUCAAGGACAGUUUGAGGAUCCACUUGGAUAUGAUGAACCAAUCAGCCCAGGAAUGCCACACCAGAAACCAGGAACUAGAAAGAAACGUGUCUUGUCUACAAACUGAGAAGAAUGCCUUGGAGCAGCAAAUCCAGUAUCAAAACGAAGAACUUGCAGCUGCCCGAAUCAACAUUCAAACACAGCAAACUAAAAUAUCUGUAAUGGAGACGUCACUACGUGAGCAAAGGAGAGAUACAGAAAAACUGCUUAUUGUUGUAAAUUUUACACUGGCUAUACUUAACUCAGAAAACAAACGAUAUCAAUCAUCUCAUGUUAGUGCUUAA
Messenger RNA from Orbicella faveolata, 542 nucleotides. RefSeq names its product TNF receptor-associated factor 3-like. Gene Ontology annotation, molecular function: zinc ion binding; tumor necrosis factor receptor binding. The record is from RefSeq and is a predicted model, not a curated record. Gene Ontology annotation, cellular component: plasma membrane signaling receptor complex; cytoplasmic side of plasma membrane. Gene Ontology annotation, biological process: regulation of apoptotic process; signal transduction; regulation of canonical NF-kappaB signal transduction. NCBI's taxonomy places the organism in Eukaryota, Metazoa, Cnidaria, Anthozoa, Scleractinia, Merulinidae.